ACCCUCCACUCUUUUCCAUCUCCAGCAUUGUGCAACAUGUUGUCCAUGGCGCAUUCGUCUACGGUAGCUCAGGUUUGAUUUCUAACUUGAUGGCCAAUUCUCCUCCCCUCCUUCUUUUGCUUCCUCUAGGCUGGUUCAACCUUCUCACUUUCGACCGCCUCCAUCACUUCCCCUAGUGCCCCUAAUGCUUUCUUAUUGCCAGGGCAGCGGCGGCUCUACUGCUGGGCGGGGGUACGUGGCGGGCCAGGCUGCUGAGAGGCAAUUCACCCUGCGCGCGGUCGCGGUGGGUUUGCUUGUUGGGACGGUGGUGAAUUUUUCCAAUAUGUACUUUGGAUUGCAAACGGGAUGGGUAUCCAUGAUGUCGAUGCCUUCUUCACUGAUUGGCUUCGCGAUAUUCAAGAGCUGCGCGAAGCACUUGGAGUUUCCGUUUACUCCUGUUGAGAAUGUCCUUGUACAAACCGUAGCAGGAGCCGUGGGCUCAAUGCCCCUCUCCGCGGGCUUCGUUGGUGUUGUUCCCGCUCUCGAAAAAUUACUCAAACCCGAGGAAGGGGGUCCGCUAAGAAUCGGUACACCACAAUUGAUGUUCUGGAGUAUUGGCGUAGCGUUCUUUGGGGUUUUUUUCGCCGUGCCAUUGCGAAGGCAGGUUAUUAUCAGAGAGAAAUUGAAAUUCCCAAGUGGGACUGCGACGGCAUUGAUGAUUUCUGUUUUGCACGGGAGUGGAAAGGUGGCUGCUAGGGGAGGUAGUGGAGACGAGCGAGAGGGAUUGGUUUCUGGCAUGGAUGAGGAAGAAGAGCGGGAGGGGGGUCGGGAAGUGCAGGAGGAUGCAGGAAGGAAGGAGAGCUGGGGACAGAAAAAUAGGUUAUUGGUUUAUUCUUUUGCACUUAGCGGGACUUGUACAUUCAUCUCUUACUUUUUCCCCAUUCUCCGGGACCUCCCGAUCUUCGGCUCCGCCGCCGCAAGCACCUGGCUCUGGACACUAAACCCUAGCCCGGCAUACGUAGGCCAGGGCAUAAUCAUGGGGACGGGCACAACGUUGCACAUGCUUCUCGGGGCGAUAAUCGGCUGGGGUGUACUCUCCCCGUUCGCAAGAUAUAAAGAAUGGGCCCCUGGCCCAGUGAGUGACUGGACUACCGGCAGUCGUGGAUGGCUUGUAUGGGUUAGUUUGGGUAUUAUGUUGAGCGACAGCGUGAUCUCCCUUGGUGGUUUGAUCCUAGAACCAAUUAUCAAGUCUCUUUGGCGGCGGUGCAAGAAGGUGUCCAGGGGCAGGGAGGGGUACGAGAGACUUAUGGACGGCGGUGGCGGGAGUGAGUAUGAGGAAGGAGACGAGGCUUGGGGACUUUGCAGACGGAGAAGCGGGAGGUCGGGGGUGGGUGAACAAGGCGGUGAAUCGCCUGGGGAGGAUGCUCCGGAUGAGCACCUCGUCCCAAUGAAAACCGUAAUAAUAGGCCUCCUAGCAUCUGGCCUGCUCUGCAUAAUCGCUGUAGAAGUCGUUUUCAGCAUGGUUCCUCUCUACGCCACCGCAAUAGCCUUCCUCCUGGCAUUAAUCCUUAGUGAAAUGGGUGUCCGCGCACUCGGCCAAACAGACCUAAACCCCGUCUCGGGCAUCUCAAAACUCACCCAACUCUUCUUUGCCCUGAUAACCCCACCCAGCCAUCCCUCCUCAAUAAUCACCAACCUAGUGGCGGGCGCCAUCUCAGAAGCUGGCGCCCAACAAGCCGGCGACAUAAUGCAAGACCUAAAAACCGGCCACCUCCUCAGCGCCUCCCCUCGGGCACAAUUCCACGGCCAACUCAUCGGCUCCGCAUUCGGCGCCAUCAUUUCCGCUGGCGUGUAUCGUCUAUACACAUCCGUGUACCCGGUCCCUGGCAAGCUAUUCCAAAUCCCCACGGCGUACGUGUGGAUCGACUGCUCGAGACUGGUGUUCGGACAGGGACUGCCGGAGGGUGCAAGGGGGUUUGCGGUGGGCUUUGCGGUGUUGUUCGCGGUGAUUACUGCAUUGAGGGGGUGGGCCACGUUGGGGAAGGGGAGGUGGGCGGGGUACUUGCCCGGAGGAAUUGCGGUGGCUGUGGGCAUGUAUAACGUUCCGAGUUUCACCCUGGCUAGGGCUUUUGGCGGGCUUGUGCAAUGGUGGUUCGGUGGACGGGGGCAAGACGCAGAGGCUGGAUUGGUGGUUUUUGCUUCGGGAUUGGUCUUGGGUGAAGGGGUUGUCAGUAUUGUGAACUUGGGCAUGGCGAGUUUUGGGGUGCCGCAUUUCUGAUAUGGGGUUUUUUUUGUACUGUACUGUACUGUACUUGACUGGAGACUAGAUUGGUUGGGUUAUCAUUGUAGUUUCCUAGCCUUUAUUUUCAUUCCAGCUUUUCGGAUAGUCUCGGCAUUUCCAGAAUCAUACCUAAUGACGCAUAAUCUCUAUUACAAAA
Molecule: messenger RNA, 2417 nt
Organism: Tuber melanosporum (Perigord truffle)
Lineage: Eukaryota; Fungi; Ascomycota; Pezizomycetes; Pezizales; Tuberaceae
Exons: 5
Coding region: 323-2257 (644 amino acids)
Cellular component (GO): fungal-type vacuole membrane
Molecular function (GO): oligopeptide transmembrane transporter activity
Source: RefSeq, a predicted model, not a curated record